UCUGUCUCGUGAUCACCAAGAGACUGCUAGUGCUAGCAACCUCCAGAUAUAUCUCUCGUCAUCACAGGCGCCCUCUUGAGCACUCCAAGCUUAGCCGCCAUGUCUAGGGUGCUGGAGCCUCUCGUGAUGGGCAAGGUGAUCGGGGAAGUCAUCGACAACUUCAACCCCACGGUGAAGAUGACGGUGACCUACAGCUCCAACAAGCAGGUGUUCAACGGCCAUGAGUUCUUCCCGUCGGCGAUCGUGUCCAAGCCGCGCGUCGAGGUCGGGGGCGACGACAUGAGGUCCUUCUUCACACUGGUCAUGACUGACCCAGAUGUACCAGGGCCUAGUGAUUCAUACCUGAGAGAGCAUCUCCACUGGAUCGUCACUGAUAUUCCUGGAACGACUGAUGCUUCUUUUGGAAGGGAGUUGGUGAUGUACGAGAGCCCCAAGCCCUACAUCGGCAUCCACAGGUUCGUCUUCGCGCUGUUCAAGCAGAAGUGCCGCCAGGGGGUGCGUGCCCCCUCCUCCAGGGACUACUUCAGCACCCGCCGCUUCGCCGCCGAUAACGACCUCGGCCUCCCCGUCGCCGCCGUCUACUUCAACGCGCAGCGGGAGACCGCCGCUCGCCGCCGUUGAUCGAUCACCUGCAGCAACGUACUGCACCAUUACGCAACACUACGUACUGAGUUACUGAGAUCCCAUCAUCUUUGCAUGCCUGGGGCAUGCAAGGCUUAUCAAUCUUUCAACCUAAGCUACUAUUGCUAUUUAGCCUAUCUGGCCAUCAAAUAACCAUAGCUCGCCUUGCGCCGAGCUCGCUCGCUCCUUGUAGAGACUGUUCAGCUCUUCAGUUAAAUUCAGUAGCGGAUCGAUCUGUGUGCGUCAUGUGAUGUACUUGUGGCACUAGUGUGACCAGUUCAGCUCAGCUCCUACACAUGGUGGAGAGGUGAAGGAUCGGUUGUAUGUUGACCGUGUGUCACCGGGAGCUGUUUGAGAGCUGAAGAUCGCCGACGCGUGUCGAGUGUUAAGGGAGGAAAGGGCCGUGGCCAUGGCUCCAGCUAGCUUCUGCUCUGAUGCUCUCCACGGUUACGUUAACUAUACUCUCCUGUUACGCUUGUGUGGCCUGCUUGCUAGCUGCAGCUCAACUUUGCAGCACUCAGUGUACUUGCUCCUGAUCCUUUUUCUCGCUUGCUUUAGCCUGUAAGUUUGUGAUCACUACCUUUGCUGUGACAAG
Setaria italica (foxtail millet) is the source of this 1216-nucleotide messenger RNA. RefSeq names its product CEN-like protein 1. Bases 100 to 621 code for a protein of 173 amino acids. The transcript has 4 exons. Lineage: Eukaryota; Viridiplantae; Streptophyta; Magnoliopsida; Poales; Poaceae. The record is from RefSeq and is a predicted model, not a curated record.